This is a messenger RNA of Diuraphis noxia (Russian wheat aphid), 882 nucleotides long. Its product is annotated as zinc finger MYM-type protein 5-like. Lineage: Eukaryota; Metazoa; Arthropoda; Insecta; Hemiptera; Aphididae. The record is from RefSeq and is a predicted model, not a curated record.
AUGUCAGAGCAAAAACGUAUACGGUUAUCAGGAGCUGCAUAUCGAAAACAAAAAUUAAAACAAACAGAUUCUAAAAUUAUUUUAGAAGAACCAAAUACCUUAGGAGUUACUGACAGUUUAAAAGAAGUUGGUAAUUCAAAACAAAUUUCCGAUAGCAUUGACAUUUUCAAUAAUGAAAUAAACACAACUUUGGAAGAAAAUACGAGUAUUAAAUAUAAUGAAAAUGAAAACAACAUAUCUGACCUCGGGACAUGGCCAGCGAUUUUUUCAGAUUCAUUACGACUUCAAUUAGUAAAAACAAGUCCCACUAAACCAAAUAAAGAUUUCAAAUAUCCUAGAGAUGCGUUAAAUCGACGGUUUCCAAUUUCAAUUUUAAGUAAAGCAUUAAAAAAUGGUGAAGUUAUAGAACGUACGUGUAGUGAAAAUUAUGCACUGACUAAAUUUGGCUGUAAUGAUUGGAAAAAUGUACACAAUAUAGUUAAAGAACAUGAAACAAGCAAAAUACAUUUUAAUUCUUUAAAAAAAUGGAUGGAACUGUCUGCUAGAUUAAAUAGCAAUCAAACUAUAGAUGCUGCCCAUCAACGUGUAUUAAAUAAUGAAACUCGGUAUUGGMAAAAUGUACUUGAACGUUUAAUGGCAAUCAUUGAAUUUCUUGGUAAACAAAGUUUACCUCUUCGAGGAACAAACGAUGUUCUUUACGAAAACAAUAAUGGCAAUUUUCUCGGAUUAGUACAGCUGCUGGCAAAAUUUGAUAGUGUUUUAUCAGAACAUGUUCGCAGAAUUCAAAAUAAGGAGAUUCAUAAUCAUUAUCUAGAUUGUACUCCCGAUAAAAGUAGAGUAGAAAAAAUGUCAAUAACUAUACGGUUUGUUGAUAUUAACUGA